Molecule: messenger RNA, 1082 nt
Organism: Chelmon rostratus (copperband butterflyfish)
Lineage: Eukaryota; Metazoa; Chordata; Actinopteri; Chaetodontiformes; Chaetodontidae
Product: protein mono-ADP-ribosyltransferase PARP11
Exons: 7
Coding region: 77-1006 (309 amino acids)
Molecular function (GO): NAD+ poly-ADP-ribosyltransferase activity
Source: RefSeq, a predicted model, not a curated record
CUGAGUAAAUCAGUGAGAGGAAGUUCAGUAUAAAAGCAUUUAUUUAGCUUCUGUUGUGAUAUAAUCUGUCAGGACAAUGUGGUUUAAUGAAGAAAUGGAAGACAUGGACACGCUGGACACCCCGUGGUGUUGGCAUUACCUGGCAGACUGUGGACGGUGGCACAGAUUCGAGGAUGACCCUGAUAACCACCUCUGCAGUGAGGAUAUUGAGAAGUGCUACCAAAGAAACUCAAAAGCCGUUUUAAACACAUCAUCAUCCAAUUAUCACACCAAGAUCGAUUUCUCAGCAAUGUUACAGACUGACCUCAGAACAGGAAGGCAAAGAAGAAUUCAGCGAGGCGGCCCCAUUGAGAAACGCUGUUCCUGCUUCAGCGCCUCACCUGUCUUCUGGGAAAAGUUCGAUCCCGCUUCCCCGUAUCAGUUAAUCCCUCUGAGUGAGUUCACCCCUGAGUAUAAGUGUGUGGCAGGUUACAUGAAGAAUGAUGGGCUGUUGGACAGAUCUAUCGUGUCCAUCAGCAGGAUACAGAAUUUGGACCUGUGGGAUAUCUAUUGCAGGAAAAAGAAACAGCUGAUGAGACUUCAAGGCGUCAAAGAAAUUCAGGAGAAAAGACUGUUUCAUGGGACCGAAAACAAAAAUGUUGACAGCAUUUGCAAGUAUAAUUUUGAUUUACGGCGAAGUGGAGAACACGGUCACGUCUAUGGCAAAGGAAUAUAUUUUGCAAAGCAUGCGGCGUAUGCAGACAGAUACAGCACGAAGAGCAGGGAUCCAUUGCCUCUGUAUGGCGGGGAAAGGCGAGGCGUAGAUUGUGAACUCACUAAAAUCAUAUUCCUGGCUCGAGUGAUGACCGGGAAAUCAAGGGUUGGAGAGCAAGAUUUCCUGAAACCCGAUCAUGGAAGUUCUGAAAACACACACGACAGCUGCGUGGAUGAUGUCCAGCAUCCCACUAUUUUUGUUAUUUUUGAUCCCAAUCAAAUAUAUCCAGAGUACUUGAUUCAGUACAGGUGAAGGUCGACUCUUGACACGUUUGUUUACAUAAGACGAUGUUACACAGAUUUCUCUUUGAAGACAACAUGAAUAAAUA